This is a messenger RNA of Rhinocladiella mackenziei CBS 650.93, 855 nucleotides long. RefSeq lists its product as uncharacterized. Bases 1 to 855 code for a protein of 284 amino acids. The transcript has 3 exons. Gene Ontology annotation, biological process: endoplasmic reticulum tubular network organization; membrane organization. The record is from RefSeq and is a predicted model, not a curated record. NCBI's taxonomy places the organism in Eukaryota, Fungi, Ascomycota, Eurotiomycetes, Chaetothyriales, Herpotrichiellaceae. Gene Ontology annotation, cellular component: endoplasmic reticulum; membrane.
AUGGCGCCCCCACCUUCGACUGCGCCUUUGGGCGAACGUCUUGCAAAACUUGCAACCACCUUGCAAUUCGCCUGGUUCAUGGGCCAUUUCACCCUCCUCCUCAGUGUCUUCCGAUAUAGCCUCUCCUAUAUCACAUUCAACUAUUACUCCAAAUGGGCCUCCUUCACCUACCGUCUCGCGUUUGUCUCCGCGGUUGCAACGUACGGCAUUGUUGUCUUCAAGGCGUAUCGCGCUCGGGUCAAGUCCGGAGCCAACAUUGGUUCCACUAUAUUCCUUCUGUUGUCGGAUGAGAAUGUGCAAUACCUACUGAUAAGCCUGGUCUGGUUGUUCUCAAGGCAGGUUCCUUUGGCUCUGCUUCCUUUCACUGUCUAUUCGGUCUUCCACGUGGCAACCUACACUCGCACCAAUAUUAUUCCCACUCUUCAGCCCCCCAGAGCAGCUCCCGGCAGUACUCCCACUUCGCCCGGUGCCUCAAAAUCCCAAUCCGCUCUUGCCAAUUCCAUCGGCAAAUUCGUCAAAGAGUACUAUGACACAUCUAUGAUGCUGGUGGCUGGAUUGGAGAUUCUCCUGUGGUUCCGACUCCUUCUCUCCGCCUUGACCUUCAGCAAGGGUUCCUGGGCGCUUCUUGGUAUUUACACCGUCUUCUUGAGAGCCAGAUUUCACCAAAGUCAAUUUGUCCAAAGCGCCUUUGCUCAGGGCUCUGCCCACAUCGAUCAGCGGGUCCAGAAUCCCAAUGUAUCACCCGCGGUCAGGCAAGGUUGGGAAACUGUAAAGGGUUUCGGUCGCCAAGCUGUGGAUGCCACGGAUCUGCGGAAGUAUAUGGGAAGCACGAAUGCCCAGAAGAAACCUCAAUAA